Molecule: messenger RNA, 1815 nt
Organism: Kogia breviceps (pygmy sperm whale)
Lineage: Eukaryota; Metazoa; Chordata; Mammalia; Artiodactyla; Physeteridae
Product: acyl-protein thioesterase 1-like
Biological process (GO): protein depalmitoylation
Cellular component (GO): cytoplasm
Molecular function (GO): carboxylic ester hydrolase activity; palmitoyl-(protein) hydrolase activity
Source: RefSeq, a predicted model, not a curated record
CCUGAGCGUGCGCCUGUGGGCAGGCUGGACUCAGCGCUCGCACCCCCUUGGGCCGCGGCACGGUGCCCGCUCUGCCUUCCGCUUCCGAUGCGUGGUUGGUGGACCGGGUGUAUGUGCGGCAAUAACAUGUCGGCCCCACUGCCCGCCAUUGUGCCCACCGUCCGGAAGGCCACUGCCGUGGCGAUUUUCCUUCAUGGAUUGGGAGGCACAGGGCAUGGGUGGGCAGAAGCCUUUGCAGGUAUCAGAAGCGCCCACAUCAAAUACAGCUGCCCGCACGAACCAGUUAUGCCUGUAACAUUAAAUAUGAACAUGGCCAUGCCUUCUUGGUUUGACAUUAUUGGGCUUUCACCAGAUUCACAGGAAGAUGAAAAUGGAAUUAAACAGGCAGCAGAAAGUGUAAAAGCUUUGAUAGACCAAGAGAUGAAGAAUGGCAUUCCUUCUAACAGAAUUAUUUUGGGAGGAUUUUCUCAGGGAGGAGCUUUAUCUCAGUACACGGCACUGACCACACAGCAGAAGCUGGAUGGCAUCGCUGCUCUCAGCUGCUGGCUGCCCCUGCGGGCUUCCUUUCCACAGGGUCCUAUCAGUGGCGUGAAUAGAGACAUUUCUAUCCUUCAUUGCCAUGGAGAUUUGGAUCCAUUACUUCCCCUAAUGUUUGGUUCUCUUACUGUUGAAAGGCUAAAGACAUUGGUAAAUCCAACCAAUGUAACCUUCAAAACCUAUGGAGGCAUGAUGCACAGUUCAGGUCAACAGGAAAUGAUGGAUAUCAAGCAGUUCAUUGAUAAACUCCUACCUCCUAUUGAUUGAUGUCACUAAGAGGCUUUGUGGAAAAGUACAUACCAGCAUCAUCGUCAUAGAGUAUAAAGAUUUUUCUGUGCCCGAUCUUGAAACCUCUGAUGUGUGCAGUGUUAAAAUGUUUUGCAAAUACACACCAAUGACACAGACUAAGUAAAUCUCCUCAUGGGAAAUUUAUGAUCUUUUAAAUUUCUAUGUAUGUAUUUGUAUAAAAUGAUACAGAAUAUAUUAGUAUUAAAAUAGGUGAAGCAGCUAGCUUCUUUCUCUAUGUAAUUCAGCAAAAUAAUAAAAUACUGCAACCAGAUUUUUUAUUAUAUCACUUGAAAAUUAUUAGUAUGCUUAAUGAAAACUUGUUCAGGUAUAAAUGAGCAGUUAAGACAUAAAAAGUCUAUGCAUGCUGUGACUUAGACUUUGGACUUAUUCCCAAAUUACUUAGUCACCAUGCAGUAUCUGUACUUUUAUAUAUGUGUUCAUAUGUACUUAAUGAUUAUGAUGCAUAAUAAGAAUGAGGUGUUAUUACAUUAUUCCUAAUAAUAGGGAUAAUGCUUCUAACUGUCAAUAAAAAGAAAUAUUGCUGUCCUAAAAAAAAAAAAUCUUCCAACAAACAAAAGCCCAGGACCAGAUGGCUUUACUAGCGAAUUCUAUCAAACAUUUAGAGAAGAGCUAACACCUAUCCUUCUCAAACUCUUCCAAAAUAUGGCAAAGGAGGAACACUCCCAAACUCAUUCUACGAGGCCACCAUCACCCUGAUACCAAAACCAGACAAAGAUGUCACAAAGAAAGAAAACUACAGGCCAAUAUCACUGAUGAACAUAGAUGCAAAAAUCCUCAACAAAAUACUAGCAAACAGAAUCCAACAGCACAUUAAAAGGAUCAUACACCAUGAUCAAGUGGGGUUUAUUCCAGGAAUGCAAGGAUUCUUCAAUAUACACAAAUCAAUCAACGUGAUACACCAUAUUAACAAAUUGAAGGAGAAAACCCAUAUGAUCAUCUCAAUAGAUGCAGAGAAAACUUUUGACAAAA